Messenger RNA from Caenorhabditis briggsae, 1473 nucleotides. RefSeq names its product Protein CBR-WRT-1 (gene Cbr-wrt-1). The record is from RefSeq and is a predicted model, not a curated record. Bases 1 to 1473 code for a protein of 490 amino acids. The transcript is spliced from 5 exons. Gene Ontology annotation, biological process: multicellular organism development; intein-mediated protein splicing; protein autoprocessing. NCBI's taxonomy places the organism in Eukaryota, Metazoa, Nematoda, Chromadorea, Rhabditida, Rhabditidae.
AUGGUGAUGAACCCAUUAACCGCAACUCUACUGGCCGCCCUUAUUGGCACUGCUGCUUCUGCAUCGUGCGGUUCAUCUGGAAUUCCAUUCAGAUUUGAAGUUCUCCCAUCGGGACAACCGGUACUUGGAUGUGGAUCUCCAACUUGUUUCGGCUCUGAAAAUGGUGGAAAAGAUUUGAGACAUGAUUCUAAUUUUAUGGCCGGUCCAGAUGGAGAUGAUGGUUUCUUCCGUGAGGGAGAUCUUGCACGUGUUCGUGUUCGCCAUUCAGAUGCUCCUGCUCAGAUGGCUAACUGCCCAAGAGAAUUCUCUUCCUCUACUUGCUCAAACCCAAUGACAUGGGUUGGAGGAUUCAAGGCUAGCGAGAAUGGAGAUCUUUCACUUCAAUGCUGUCAUUACGAAGGACUUCGUUUUGCUCAAGAAGUCGGACGUCCAGUUGUUCAUCCAGGAGAGGUUUAUUCCGGAGGAGAAGUUCUUCGUGAUGGACGUCAAACUGGAUUCGAUGCUAUUUCAAAUGUUAAGAAGAUCACUUCUGGGGACGGAACUGUUGCCUAUGAACUUACCGUAACCCGUAUGAACUGCCUCCCAAAUCCAGCUGAAGACACCAAUGAAGUCUCAUUCGAUAUUCAGAGAGACAUUGGAAGAAUUCUUGAGAAAGUCGGAGAAACUGCUGCCAGCGGAGUUCAAACCAACCAAAUUGAAGCUGACCAACGUCUUUCUCCAUCCACUGAUGUCCAAUCUGAUUCCUAUAAAUCUGAUUCCUAUGUAGCACCACCUGAGUCUGACCAACAAGAGACCGUUGAGCAAUUCGUUCAAGUGGGAGAGCAAGUUGUUCCAGUUACUUCUGCCGGGUACUAUUACCCUGUUGCUUCUGGAGUGCCAGCUUGUUUCACCGGAGAUGCUAAGGUUAUGACACCCUCCGGAGAGAAGACCAUGAGUGAAUUGCGUGUGGGAGAUAUUGUUCAGACUUAUGAACACGGAAAGAUGGCAUACACCAGAGUUGCUUCAUGGCUCCACAGACUUCCAGAAACUAAAGCAGCUUUCAUCAAACUGACUACAGAUAAUGGACCAGAGGUCUCCAUGACUCCACAACAUUUCAUUUACAAGGCUGAUUGCGUGACCGAGGUUUAUGAUCUUGUCUAUGCUGAAGAUGUCAAUGUGGGAGAUUGUGUGAUGGUCAAAAAGAAUAAUGAUAAAUUGGUCUUGACAACCGUCGUUAACAAAUCUACAUUCUACGAAACUGGAGUUUACGCUCCAAUGACGGAAACUGGAGAUUUGAUCGUCAAUGACAUCUACGCAUCUUGCCACAAUGUUAUCAAGACCAACACUUUGUCUCAUACAUUCCUCAACUUAGCCACUAUGAUGCAACAAAAGAUCCGGUCACUUAUGGGAUUGUUUGAAGAGACCGGACACCUUCCAGUCACUUCCGAAUUUUUCCUCAGUAUCAUCGAUGUGCUUCUGCCACAUAAGUACUAG